This is a messenger RNA of Oryza sativa Japonica Group (Japanese rice), 1652 nucleotides long. Its product is annotated as protein FLX-like 3. Lineage: Eukaryota; Viridiplantae; Streptophyta; Magnoliopsida; Poales; Poaceae. The record is from RefSeq and is a predicted model, not a curated record.
CCCUCUCUCCCUGUGUUUCCUUCACAUCCACUCUCCCAUCCAAAUUCCCAAGCCCAUCUCUCUCUCUCUCUCUCUCUCUCUCUCUCUCUCCACUCCAGUCGAGGCACGGCCGGCUCCCCCCGCGUCGCCGGCGAGCAGGGCACGGGCGUGUCGCGCUCGCGGACGGCCUCCCCUCCCCUCCCCUCGUCCUAGCCUUCUCCUCCGUGCGGCGCACGGCCGGCGAGGCCACCCAGGGUUGGUGACCCAAGGGGGGCGAGAGCGCGGAGACGCGGCCCCCCCAUCCAUCUCCGUCUCCCCCGUCCGGAUCGAAUCCGAGGUCUAUAAAUGGCAGGAAGACACCGCAUACCUCGUGAAUACUAUGAUGAACGUCGAGGAUUUCGUGAUGGCCCCCCACCUCCACUUGCUCGAGCAAGGCCCAUCUCUCCACGUCGCUUGGAGGAGGAGCUGUCUAGCCGCCGUGCUGAGAUGCGCAGAAUCCAUGAUGACAAUCAGCGCCUAGCUGAUGAAAUUGUUGGUCUCAGGCAGGCAAUGCCUCGUCUGAAGGAAGAUCUCCAUGCCGCAAGUCAAGCUAUACCCAAGCUUCGUGCAGAAAAAGAACUUGAGUCAAGGGAGCUGACUCAGAGGAAUCUGAAGUUGGAAGCUGAACUACGUUCCUUAGAACCCCUCAGGCAAGAUGCCUUACAGCUACGGUCCGAGGCCGGGAAACUACAGUCAAUAAGGCAAGAGAUGACUGCAAAGGUGCAGGGGUUGUUAAAAGAGCUUGAGCAUCAGAAUUCUGAGAACCAGAAAAUACCUGUCAUGAUAGCUGAACGUGAUGCUCUUCGGCAGGAACUAGUCCGAAUGAGGGGAACCCUUGAGUACGAGAAGAAGGCAAGGCCUGAUCUGACAGCACAGGUGCAGGCAAUGGAGAAGGAUCUUGUUUCUAUGGCUCAGGAAUCUGAGAAGCUGAGGGCUGAGAUUAAGAAGAGAAAUGCACCCAGUUUCAGCGGCCAUGGAGCUUAUGGACCACCAAUGGCGACUCCAGGGAUGGGCCUGCAAGGCGUCUAUGAUGAUGGCUAUCCUUCCAUAGGCAGCCGCUAUGGCACUGGAUCUUGGGCACCACAUGAUCCCCAUGGUUAUCCACAACUGUGACUGGGCUUCUGAUCGUUCUUCCCUGGGCAGUGCUUUAUCUUCGUAAUAUCGCUUGAUGGUUGAUACUGAUCGUGACAAAGCUUUUCUCUUAGUAGAACUUGUGGUGCACAGUAGAUGGUCUUUUGGGGGUGCACUUCAAGUGUUGUUAGUUUAGCAUAUGUAGCAAUAUACCAGCUAUGGUUGCCUUGGUACCUCUCCAAAAAAUGUAAUCAAUGAUGACUGUAAGAGGGAAUUCAGUGCAACGAAGAAGAAAAAUAGGAACUUAAGCUUUACAAGAUGCAAGUUUGCGUAUGAAUAUAACAAGGUGGAAUCAGUCAGGGCUGGAUGUUGCUCAGAAGUUUGUCCCUACCAAAUUGCAAUAGCAAAAAUUACUUAUUCAUGAGCGAUAUCUGCAAUGCGCAGCAUCAUGAGCUGUGUUUCCUGAGCAGAUGCAUAUUAUUUGCUCCAGGAUAAUUAAUUUAAUUUUGUAAAUGAGUAUCUAUUCGCAACAAGCAGUGCAAAUUUAAAUGAUUCUGCUAUUA